This is a messenger RNA of Clunio marinus, 477 nucleotides long. The record is from the annotation of a GenBank genome assembly. NCBI's taxonomy places the organism in Eukaryota, Metazoa, Arthropoda, Insecta, Diptera, Chironomidae.
AUGGAAGAGAUGUCCAAAGAAACAAGAGGUUGCGAUCCACGAAUGGCGGUUUCCAGGGUGAAGACGAUUUGCAAUGUUAUAUCUCCUAUCUCGGUGAAGCUUCGACAACUACUUACUGAUGUGCACCUUAUUUUGAUUAGAUUAAGAAUUUGGCAAGCUCUGAGAUGGACGUAUCUUGGAGCGAGAAAAGAAUUCCAACACAAUUUACAAACAGCUAGCAAGCACUUGAAACGGACGUUGUUUGUAUAUUGCAACGUGGGACAUCGGAUUGUUAGUACAGCAAGUUUGAAACAAGGUGUUUCAAGUGAGAAAAGUGCUAAUGAUCACAACGUGGAAGCUGGACCUGGAGGAUGGGACAUCAUAGGUUCAGCAAGUUUUCAACGGAAUGUUGAAAGCGAGAAAAGAACCUGGCGGCACACCCCGGGACCUGGAGGACAACAAAGCCAACUCGUCAACAUGAAAAAAUCUUUCAGUUAA